CAAUCCCCUUGUUAGGAUUCCAUACACCUUAAUUUGCAUUAUUAGCAGGUUGUCUAAUCCCCUUGGUGGGCCACAAGCACCUUAUUUGCAUAGUCCCAUCAAUCAUUUUGUGGCAGUCACAAGACUAUGGCUAGCAGGGCGAUAUUAAGUAAUUCAUUGCACUGCACCUAAUAAAGAUACCCAUGGAUUAAACUCCCUUAAUAUGUGACAGAGUUCAUCGAACAGUUCCUUCAGCAGAUAUGUGUGUGCCAGGCCCUGGGGAUCUAUGGGGGAACACACAUAGGCAAAGUCCUCGCUCUGUCGGGGAGCUCACAUUCCAGUUGAGUGAGGUAGGCACUGAAUAAAUGUCUGGUAUAACAUCAGUCAGUGGGAAGUGCUAAGAAGAAAAAUAAGAAGGGUAAAGAGACAGUGACAGGGGACUCUAAUGUGAUCCUUUAAUGACGUGAAGAACAAAUAAUGAAUGGUAGUGAAUGUUAGCAUUAUAAAUUCUAAUUACUAAAUUAUUUUUCUCUGAAAAUCCUUUUUAAUAGUGUUAAUAGUUGAAACAUCACUCCUAAGAAAAAUGCAAUGUAUUUAUAUUGUUUUCUUUGUAUGAAAAUGGUGCAGUAAGAUCGAUACACAGGUAAUUUUUCCAGUGACCCUCAAGGUUUGCACUUAUUAUCCCUGCCUGGUUUGUGUUCCUUGGGGCCUGUGGCUUACGUUUGUCAGAUGACCGGCUUGGGCUAGAAGAACAGUCUCGGACAAGGGCUACGGAAGGUUGAGGCUGGAACCUUGUCUUUGAUACUGUGAGCUAACCAGCUGAGCUAGUCCAUACAGACAUCCCGGUUUAAACUUUUAUAAAAUUUGGAUUUUUAAAACUGUAUUCAAAAUUGAAAAUAUCUGCUAGGAACAGAAGAGAAACUUUCUCAGUGGCUCGCCAUUCUUUCAGCUCAGAUCAUGGUUAACCUCAUAUCUUGUGAAGGAUAACUUUCAAGAAUUCAGUUUUUAACAAUUUGAAGGAUCAUUCUUCUCUUUUUAUUUUAAAAGAUGCUGACUGAUUUCAGUUUAUCAUUUUUUUAAAAAUCUGUGAGUCAUGUUUUUAUGGAUAAGGGUGCAUAGAUCCUGGCCAAUUCAGUCCUCUUCAAAUUGCCUUUGUUUUAAUAUACUAUGUAGGAAACGGAGCCCUGGUGGUGCAGUGGCUUAAGAGCUUGGCUGCCAACCAAAAAGUCGGCAGUUUGAAUCCACCAGCCGCUCCUUGGAAACCCUAUGGGGCAGAGUCAACUCAGCAGCAGCGGAUUUGGUUUGGUUUUGUGUCGGAAGUAUUUGAGCACAUCAAAGUUCAUUCUUUUUUUUUCCAUUAUUUCCUUACUCAGAUGAUUUAUAGUUUCUUUUUGUAUUUAAGAAAAAAUGUAGUUCUGUGACAUAUAACUGAUAAUAAGCACUUGAGACUUCAUAUAUCAUGUCACUGAAAAGAUACCUGGAUUCACAUAUUUUAGGGAAAAUGUGGCUUUAAUAAAUGGGUAUGUAACUUAGCUGCCCAGUCAACUUGGUUGGUUCAUUAUUUUUCUGGAACAGAUUGGUAACUAUAUUGAUUUAUCUUUUUUGGUGACACUGUGUAUAAUAUGACUACAAAAGUGAAAAUACAUUUCAAUAAUUUGUUUAAUUCAUCUCCUAUUCCUAGUAAUUUCUAUUUUCUCUGCAACUCACAAUGAGUUUAUUUUCUGAAUAAUACAUGUUAAUGGCCUUCCCAUCUUUUUCUUAAUUGUUUUAAGAUGUAUUAGUGCUCAUGAAUCAUCCUUAUGUUAAAGAAAAGUACUAGGAUAUUACUUUUCAUGUCAAGGCUUCUCCGUGUCUACUUCAUAUUCUCUAAUGUGAGGUGAACAGACCUAUUUUAGUUUUCAGUGUAGUGACACAUAUGUGACAUCUUUGCCAAUGAUACACUGUGUAAUCUAUGGAAGAUCCAAGUCCUCUUUUUUCUAACAAUUCUUUCUAACAUUCUAAGUGUUUCUAACAUUCUAAGUCCUGCUUCGUUCCUGACCUAAGCUUGUGUUUUUCAUGAACUGUUUUCCAAUUUUGUGGAUUCUGUGAUUCUGUUGCCACUGUCGUCUUCGUGGCAUCAUAAAUAGAAGACAUUUACUUUUCUUUCAAAAAAACUCUUGGUCUAAGAGACAGAUAACACAGUGGAUAGGUUUCUGAAAAGGAAACUUUAGCAUAAUUUAUGGAUUUACCCUUAUCUUAACAUUUGUUUCUCUCUUGAUUUUUGUCAUAGUUCAAAGAAGGAUUGUGAUAUUUAUUCUCUACUGGCUGUGUAAAAAAUAUAAGGAAUUUAAAGUCACUGAAACUGAGGUAGCAGUAAGAAGAAGCAUAUGACUCAAGUAAAGCUUUGGGUCAACAUUUACUGAAGUAUUAUGUUAAUAUAGUUCCUGUUUGUCUGAAAAGAAUUAAUGGCUGCUUUUAUGCCUGUUUAUCUUUGCUCUUAGAUGAAUAGCUUUGUUUAGGGAGGUUCUGCCUUAUUUAUUCCUCUCUUGAUGCCACUCUAGAGGCAAAAUACAUGGUGAACCACUUUGUUCUUUAUUUUGUAUUGGUGCCAAACUUUUUUGUGUGUGUUUAUUCAUAAAGUAAGUUCGUGAAAAUACCAAAAAAAUUAAAUGUCAUUGAGUUUUGUUUUUGUCAAUCACCCAUCCUCAUUUGUAAUGAUUUUAUAUAGCUUGCAUAUAUAUACUUAGGUUUGUCUAAGGUUUUGAAAGUACAGAUAUUCUGUUAUAAUGAAAUAUUGAGAAAUGCAGAAAAUAUCAUAGCACAGCACUCCUGUUGUUCCAUGGAGUUAUCUAAUUAAAUCUAGAUGUUGAAUGGGGACUAACAGUAUUAAAAGAGAUAUACCAAGUGUUCUGAUCAGUAUUAAAUCUUACCUUUAAAAAAUAUGCAAAAAGUGUAUUUUAAAAUGCCUGGAAUUGAUAAGCUUUAUGUCUGGCUGGCAGGAACAUUGAAGUGCAGUUGCAUCGGAAGGUACUGUUUAUGCCAACGUUUGUCCAGAAAACAUUCCAACCAGGUUGCUGCGGAAGCGACUUUUCAUUAUAAUAGAAAUCAAAAACUUGGUGCCUUUGCAGAGCCUGUGUAAUCAGAAAUAGAAGAAAGAGUUAUUAAGCUAUAAAAAGCUGAAAAUAGUUUAGUUCAGUUAACAUAUUUAAUGAAUACCCAGGUGAGCUAGGCGCUAUAUGAGCUGCAGGGGAUACGGUGGUGAGCAAGUCUGAGGACUCAGAGGGGCAGAUACCCUGCAGAGCAGGAUGGAAAGAUUGCUUCACUCCUAUCUUAUGUUACCGAGUCUGCUCCAGAUCCGGAACUCAGGCUCUAUUUCUUCUAAUCUCUGAAAAUACUCCCCACAUAGAACACAAAUUCCUUGAACUGCUGAGGAGUGCGCCUCCAUUUUUAAUACGACUAGCAGUGUGAAUGCCACUCAGAAUCAUCGUGCAUUCUUUUAGGAUAUGUGCUGUUAGUUGGAGACACUGGUGUAACAGUAGUAAUAGGCUUAUUUUGUUGUGCCGUGUAACUUAGCUGGAUGAGUUAUUUUGUGAAAAUGUUUACGUGUUUAUUGUCAUUUAGUCAACCUCCACCAAAUUUAAUUUAUGCUAAAACCUCAAUUGAAUGUCAUAACUGUAUAGGACAUUGGACAAAGCCCUUUCUAGUUGCAUAAAUAUGACCACAGAGCCUCAGAUGAGGUGGCUGCACCACCUCUUGCCUCUCCCAGGGAGUUUAUUAUUAACACUCAUUUCCUACCCAGGAUUUCACUUCCUGGAGGCUUUGUGAACAAGAAAAUGGCCCUUCCUCCCAGAAAGGUGAUAGCAAAUGACAGAAGUCCCUUGGUGGGUAAAAUCCACUGGGAGAAAAUGGUAAAAAAGGUGUCAAGAUUUGGAAUACGUACAGGCACUUUUAACUGUUCCAGUGACCCCAGAUACUGCAGGAGAAGAGGCUGGGUACGAUCCACCCUCAUUAUGUCUGUUCCACAAACGAGUACUUCUAAAGGGAAAGUCAUGCUUAAAGAAUACAGUGGACGCAAGAUUGAAGUAGAGCACAUUUUUAAGUGGAUAACUGCUCACGCAGCUUCUCGAAUCAAAACCAUUUAUAAUGCUGAACAUUUGAAAGAAGAAUGGAAUAAAAGUGAUCAGUAUUGGGUAAAAAUAUACCUGUUUGCAAAUCUUGACCAACCCCCAGCUUUCUUUUCUGCACUAAGUAUAAAGUUUACUGGAAGAGUUGAAUUUAUUUUUGUUAAUAUGGAAAAUUGGGACAAUAUGAGUUAUAUGACAGAUAUUGGUAUAUAUAACAUGCCAUCAUAUAUACUUAGAACUCCUGAAGGAAUUUACAGAUAUGGAAACCACACAGGUGAAUUUAUAUCCCUUCAGGCAAUGGAUUCAUUUCUACGCUCAUUACAACCUGAAGUAAAUGAUCUGUUCGUUUUAAGCUUGGUUCUAGUUAAUCUUAUGGCUUGGAUGGACUUAUUUAUCACACAAGGAGCUACCAUAAAGCGAUUUGUGGUUCUCAUAAGCACUUUAGGGACUUAUAAUUCUCUAUUAAUUAUUUCCUGGCUACCUGUGUUGGGCUUUUUACAGCUCCCUUAUUUAGAUAGCUUUUAUGAAUACAGCUUAAAAUUGUUGAGAUAUUCCAAUACAACCACACUGGCUUCAUGGGUGAGAGCAGACUGGAUGUUUUAUUCUUCACACCCGGCCCUGUUUCUCAGUACUUACCUUGGACACGGUUUACUAAUUGAUUACUUUGAGAAGAAGAGACGGCGCAACAACAACAAUGAUGAAAUUAAUGCCAAUAACUUGGAAUGGUUAUCAAGCCUGUGGGACUGGUACACCAGCUACCUCUUCCACCCAAUUGCUUCUUUUCAGAACUUUCCUGUAGAAUCUGACUGGGACGAAGACCCUGACUUAUUCUUGGAGCGGUUAGCUUUCCCUGACCUUUGGCUUCACCCUCUGAUACCAACUGAUUAUAUAAAAAACUUACCAAUAUGGCGAUUUAAAUGUCUUGGAGUCCAGUCUGAAGAGGAAAUGUCAGAGGGUUCUCAAGAUAUUGAAAAUGACUCAGACAGUGAAAGCACAGACACUUUUACCAGUGAGAAGGAAGCAUUUGAAGAUAAACAAAGUAUAAUUCACAAUUCUCAAGGAAGAGCAAGUCACUGUGAUUCUGAGGCUUGUUCAUGUGCCAAUAAAUAUUGUCAGACUAGCCCAUAUGAAAGGAAGGGGAGGUCAUACGGAUCGUAUAACACUAAUGAAGCUAUGGAACCUGAUUGGUUGACUUGGCCUGCUGAUAUGUUGCACUGUACUGAAUGUGUUGUUUGCCUGGAGAAUUUUGAAAAUGGGUGUUUGCUAAUGGGGUUGCCUUGUGGUCAUGUGUUCCAUCAGAAUUGCAUUGCGAUGUGGUUGGCUGGGGGCCGACACUGUUGCCCUGUUUGCCGGUGGCCUUCUUAUAAAAAAAAGCAGCCAUAUGCACAACACCAGCCCUUGUCAAAUGAUGUACCAUCUUAACCAUGUGCAAUUUGUCCUUUAUAAGCUUUGAGUAUCUUACAGCUUGCCUUUUUAAUGUUAGUCACAGUGUUUUUGUGGUUUAAAGUUUAGUUUAAUGUUAGUGCAGUGACAGGAAAUACACAUUAUGCUAAUGUUGAUGACUGAAUUAUUUGGUUGCCUUGUGUGUCAAUUGAAUGCAUACUUAACUGUAAAAAUUUUUAUUUACAACAUUGGAAAUUCAGAAAUUAAUGUUUUUUGUAAGCACAAAAGAAGUAUGAUACAAAUUUAUCCUACCAAGAGUUUACAAGGUAGGAUCAAAUUCUAAUGGAAUUGAGCCGGUUUCUUAUCCUAAAUGUUUCCUCCCUUUCUACAACCUCUGUCCAGCACCUCUUGGUUAAAUAAUGUAUGCUCUGAGACAUGAAAUUAAAACAGAUCUAUGAAAUAAAUUAUUUUAAAACCAGAAAGAUUAAGAUUUUCUAAUGUAAAUUGUUGACUGAGUGCUAUAUGUGUUUUACGAGUUUGUUAAUGUUACAGGUAGGUCAAACAUGAUUCUUGACUGAUGUUAAAAAAAAAGAUGGAAAUUAUGUUGCUGCCAUUGGCCAGAAGGUGAGGUUAGUCCACCUUUUUAGCUUUGUUAGCUUUGAUGGGAAGGAAUCUCAUGGUGGACUUUUUGUUUUUUGUUUUAAGUAUUAAAUCAUCUAUCAAUAUUUAGCGUAUUCAUCUAAAUAAAAUCAACUAUAGCAUGCUAGCCACACAUAGAUAACCUUAUAUUGACUUUUGUGUGUGUGUGUAUAGAUAUGUUAUUAAUGAUAUUGUUCGAUAAUUUCCA
This is a messenger RNA of Trichechus manatus latirostris (Florida manatee), 6312 nucleotides long. It is a transcript of the gene RNF103, whose product is annotated as ring finger protein 103. Gene Ontology annotation, molecular function: ubiquitin-protein transferase activity. The transcript has 3 exons. Bases 3792 to 5504 code for a protein of 570 amino acids. Gene Ontology annotation, cellular component: endoplasmic reticulum. Gene Ontology annotation, biological process: protein ubiquitination. The record is from RefSeq and is a predicted model, not a curated record. Lineage: Eukaryota; Metazoa; Chordata; Mammalia; Sirenia; Trichechidae.